Saccostrea cuccullata (small rock oyster) is the source of this 733-nucleotide messenger RNA. RefSeq names its product putative cysteine protease YraA. Bases 58 to 570 code for a protein of 170 amino acids. The transcript has 5 exons. NCBI's taxonomy places the organism in Eukaryota, Metazoa, Mollusca, Bivalvia, Ostreida, Ostreidae. The record is from RefSeq and is a predicted model, not a curated record.
GGCUACCAUUGAUUUGAGAGUUACUUCCCUUCGACUAAGAAAUUAACAAUUUCAACAAUGGCAAAGAAAGUCGGCAUUUUAACGGAGUUCAAUUAUGAAGACCUUGAAUUAUGGUACCCAUAUUAUCGGCUGAGGGAGGAAGGGUACGAAACAUUUACUAUAGGACCCGAAAAAGGAAAGACGUACAAUUCUAAACAUGGAUACCCAUGCAAGGCGGAAGAGGGUAUUGAUGACGUCAGAGCCCAGGAUCUCGCUGCUCUAAUUAUUCCGGGAGGGUUUGCACCAGAUUACUGGAGAAGAGAUAAAAGAUUCUUGGACUUGGUGAAGAACAUGUACGAGUCAGGCAAGCCCACAGCUGCGAUAUGUCAUGGUGCUUGGAUGUUCUGUUCGGCAAAGAUUCUAAAAGGGAGGAAGCUGACUUGUUUCGUCGCCAUCAAAGACGACGUUGAAAAUGCUGGGGGAUUAUACGAGGAUGCACCGGUGGUUGUUGAUGGCAAUAUGAUAACGUCACGCCUACCAAAAGAUUUACCAGAUUUCUGCAAAGCUAUCAUCGCUCAACUGAAGAAGUAAAUAUAGAAGCUCUAACUUCUAAAACAAAAGGAAGCUUGUAAAUGUGGAAUUGAGAUUUUGGUAGUUGAUAACACAUAUCAUGGAGAGAAAAACUGCAAUAUGAAAAAUGUAAUUGAAUGAGAUAUGGGUCAGAUUUUUUAAUAAACUUUUAUAUUCCUUUCAA